This is a messenger RNA of Phragmites australis (common reed), 1823 nucleotides long. RefSeq lists its product as uncharacterized. Gene Ontology annotation, biological process: activation of GTPase activity; intracellular protein transport. The transcript is spliced from 9 exons. The coding region runs from base 113 to 1516 and encodes 467 amino acids. The record is from RefSeq and is a predicted model, not a curated record. Lineage: Eukaryota; Viridiplantae; Streptophyta; Magnoliopsida; Poales; Poaceae. Gene Ontology annotation, molecular function: GTPase activator activity.
GCUCCCUUCUAUCUCUCUACAUUUCCAGAAAGAAGAAUCUCUCUCUAGAAUAACAGCAGAAGCGUGGCAACUCGCCACUUGCAGGUUCGAGAUCUGCGCCCCUGUCCCCUCUAUGCAGUUCCCCUCCCCUCCUAUUCUUCCAGACCCUUCCGCCCACGCGGCCGGCGGCGCCAUCUCCACGUGCGCGAGGCGAGCGGCUUCUACGGAUCCUUUGGGGAGGAGAGGAGAGGGGAUGCGGAAGAAGGCGCGGGCGGUGCCGGAGUGGCUUAACAGCCCGCUGUGGGCGGCCCCGGCGCCGCCGCCGGCCCCACCGGACCCCUACGGCGCCGACCUAGCCCCCCGGCCGCCGCCGCCGCCGCCUGCUCCCGUUCCGCCGCCGCCGUCCUAUGCGGAGGCGGUGGGGAAGGGUAGAGGUGGGGAGGAGGAGGACGGCGGCCGCGGGGAGGCGGUCCUGCGGGCGCACCUGCUCGCAGACUUCAAGGCCGCGCUGUGGAAGAAGGUGGUGAACAUGGGGGAGCUACGGAGGCUGGCCUGCCUCGGCGUGCCGGACGGCGGCGCCGGCGUCAGACCCGUCGUAUGGAAGCUUCUCUUGGUAUAUUUGCCAACUGAUCAUGCUUUAUGGCCUCAUGAGUUACAAAAGAAGCGGAGCCAGUAUAGCGCAUACAAAGAAGAGUUUCUUCUAAAUCCUUCAGAAAAAUUACGGAGAAUCGAGGAAUCAAAGCCGUCGAGAAAGAAAGAAUUAAAAGUCGAAAGAAUUGGCUUACUCCCAAGAUCAGAAGUAACUAAUGAAGAGCACCCUUUAAGCUUUGGUAGAUCUAGCUUGUGGAACCAAUACUUUCAGGAGUCAGAGAUACUAGAACAGAUUGACCGAGAUGUAAAACGAACACAUCCAGAUAUGCCAUUUUUCUCAGCCAAGUCUAACCAGGAAUCUUUAAGGCGUAUUCUCAUUAUCUUCUCAAAAUUAAACCCUAGCAUAAGAUAUGUGCAAGGGAUGAAUGAAGUUUUGGCACCUCUAUUUUACGUGUUCAAGAAUGACCCUGACACAAGCAACUCGGCCGCAGCAGAAGCAGACACUUACUUUUGCUUUGUCCAAUUAUUGAGUGGCUUUAGAGAUAAUUAUUGCAAACAUCUUGACAAUAGCAGUGUGGGUAUUCGAUCUACACUCUCAAAGUUAUCUCAACUCUUGAAGCGUCAUGAUGAAGAGCUAUGGCGUCAUAUGGAGGUCACUACAAAGGUGUACCCACAAUAUUAUGCAUUUAGAUGGAUCACAUUACUGUUGACAAUGGAGUUCAGCUUCAAUGUAUGUAUACAUAUCUGGGAUGCAAUCUUGGGCGAUCCAGAAGGUCCACCGGACACCUUGCUGAGGAUAUGCUGUGCCAUGCUCAUCCUAGUCCGGAAGCGCCUCUUGGCUGGAGACUUCACCGCUAACAUCCAGCUGCUGCAACACUACCCAGCAACUAACAUUGAUCACCUCCUCCACAUUGCUAACCGGUUGAGAGGAACUGUAGCAAGCUAGCGAUUCGCUUUCUUCCCUGCAUACCUGUAAAGCUGUACCGCAAUUUUGUCCGUGUGUAUCAGGUUUUAUAACUAGCGUUGUGGGUAACAUAUCGGUGUUUCUAGAGUGGUACCGUUAUGUUUUGUUUCGCCGUUUUGGUAUGACCAGCCGGAAUGUGGCCUAAGAUGGGACCCUGAAGGUGCUGGGGCUCUUGAUAGUGAGCUUCUGUUUUAUGGUUUACAUUGAAAACAUUUGCCUGGCGGUUGGCACUACGGGAAAGGAAAGAACCGUUGUACUUAUUCCAUGUGAAGAAGGGUGUUUCUGGAUA